Odobenus rosmarus divergens (Pacific walrus) is the source of this 1080-nucleotide messenger RNA. RefSeq names its product calcineurin-like phosphoesterase domain containing 1 (gene CPPED1). Lineage: Eukaryota; Metazoa; Chordata; Mammalia; Carnivora; Odobenidae. Gene Ontology annotation, molecular function: hydrolase activity. The record is from RefSeq and is a predicted model, not a curated record. The coding region runs from base 87 to 1028 and encodes 313 amino acids. The transcript is spliced from 5 exons.
AGCACAGGCCCGGCGGUUGGGCUGUUCGGCGUCUUGCCGUUCCCUCCCACACUGUGUACUCAGGGGAAGCCAGAAAAUCGCUCGCCAUGUCGGUUGCGGAGGCGGGGGGUGUUUUCCGCCGAGCCAGGGGCAGGACCCUAGACGCGUUUCCCUCAGAAAAGGAAAGGGAAUGGAAAGGCCCGUUCUACUUCAUCCAAGGUGCAGACCCACAGUUUGGACUAAUGAAGGCCUGGUCCACUGGGGACAGUGACAGUGGUGGUGACGAGUGGGGGCAGGAGAUCCGUCUAACUGAGCAAGCUGUUGAGGCCAUCAACAAGUUGAAGCCCAAACCCAGGUUCUUUGUUCUUUGCGGGGACCUCAUCCAUGCCAUGCCAGGGAUGCCCUGGCGGAAGGAGCAGACCGCGGACCUGCAGCGGGUGCUCGCGCGCGUGGACAGCGACAUCCCGCUGGUGCUGGUCAGCGGCAACCACGAUGUGGGCAACACCCCCACGCCCGAGACAGUGGCGGAGUUCCAGAGGACCUGGGGGGACGACUAUUUCAGCUUCUGGUUCGGGGGCGUCCUGUUCCUUGUCCUCAACUCCCAGUUCUGGUACGAUGCCUCCCGAUGCCCCGCCUUAAAGCAGGCGCAGGACCAGUGGCUGGACCAGCAGCUGAGUGUCACGGGCCAGCGCAAGUGCCAGCACGCCAUUGUCUUCCAGCACAUCCCUCUGUUCCUCCGCAGCAUCGACGAGGAAGACGACUACUUCAACCUCACCAAGUCCGUGCGGAAGGAGGUGGCCGACAAGUUCAUCAGAGCAGGUGUCACAGCUGUGUUCUCAGGCCACUACCACCGGAAUGCCAGGGGCACCUACCAGAACCUGGACAUGGUGGUGUCGUCAGCCAUUGGGUGCCAGUUGGGCCAAGACACCCACGGGCUCCGAGUUGUGGUGGUCACCGCCGAGAAAAUCAUUCAUCGAUACUACAGUUUGGAUGAGCUGAGUGAGAAGGGAAUAGAAGAUGAUCUCCUGGGCCUAAUGGAGGAAAAGUGACUGCCCCUUGAGCCUGUUCCACGGUUCACUUCCACUGGUUUCUUACCCCCCU